AUGACAGUGAAUGACAAAAAAAGAUUGGCAAUCAUAGGUGGGGGGCCAGGAGGGUUGGCAGCUGCAAGAGUUUUCUCGCAAAGUCUUCCAAAUUUUGAAAUAGAAAUAUUUGUAAAGGAUUACGAUAUUGGCGGUGUCUGGCAUUAUCCAGAACAAAAAAGUGAUGGGAGGGUCAUGUAUGACCAUUUGGAAACCAAUAUAUCAAAGAAGUUAAUGCAGUUUAGCGGCUUUCCCUUCGAGGAAAACGUCCCUUUAUAUCCGUCUCGAAGAAACAUUUGGGAAUACUUGAAAGCCUAUUACAAAACGUUCAUUGCCAACAAAGAUGCUAUCAGCAUCCAUUUCAGCACCGAAGUUACCUACUUAAAGAAGAAGAACUCUCAAUGGGAGAUAACAUCUAAAGACGAACUAAGGACUACUAAAUCGGAUUUUGACUUCGUUAUUGUUGCGUCUGGUCACUACAGUGUCCCUAAACUACCAACUAAUAUCGCAGGUCUCGAUCUAUGGUUCGACAAUAAGGGCGCCUUUCAUUCUAAGGAUUUCAAAAACUGCGAGUUUGCCCGUGAAAAAGUCGUUAUUGUGGUGGGAAACGGCAGUUCCGGCCAAGAUAUUGCCAACCAACUAACUACCGUUGCAAAGAAAGUAUAUAAUAGUAUAAAAGAGCCUGCGAGCAAUCAACUGAAGGCCAAGUUAAUCGAGACUGUCCAAACAAUAGACAGUGCCGAUUGGAAAAAUCGUUCAGUUACUUUAUCUGAUGGAAGAGUACUUCAGAAUAUAGACUACAUUAUUUUCGCCACAGGCUAUUAUUACAGCUUUCCAUUUAUAGAGCCCUCCGUUAGACUGGAAGUGCUAGGUGAGGGUGUUACUGGCGACAAGCACUCGUCUGUCAAUCUGCACAAUUUGUGGGAGCACAUGAUCUAUGUAAAAGAUCCUACGCUGUCCUUUAUCUUGACCCCGCAGUUGGUCAUCCCGUUCCCGUUGUCGGAACUACAGGCGGCUAUUAUGGUCGAAGUAUUCUGUAAAAGCUUACCGAUAACUACAACUUUCGACUCUAAUGCCUGCGGAACGCACAACUUCCCAAAGGGAAAGGACCUGGAAUACUAUGCAGAACUACAGGAACUACUGAAUAGCAUUCCACGUAGGGUCGGUCAUUUCGAACCAGUUGUAUGGGAUGAUAGACUGAUCGAUCUAAGAAACAGUAGUUAUACAGACAAAGAAGAAAGAAAUGUGCUUCUAGCGGAACACGCACAAGCCCUAAAGAAAAAAAAAGCACCAUACUUCCUUCCGGCGCCACAUACUUAA
Messenger RNA from Saccharomyces cerevisiae S288C, 1299 nucleotides. It is a transcript of the gene FMO1, whose product is annotated as N,N-dimethylaniline monooxygenase. The coding region runs from base 1 to 1299 and encodes 432 amino acids. Lineage: Eukaryota; Fungi; Ascomycota; Saccharomycetes; Saccharomycetales; Saccharomycetaceae. The transcript has a single exon. Gene Ontology annotation, molecular function: NADP binding; N,N-dimethylaniline monooxygenase activity; flavin adenine dinucleotide binding. The record is from RefSeq and is marked reviewed.